Chilo suppressalis (striped riceborer) is the source of this 4534-nucleotide messenger RNA. NCBI's taxonomy places the organism in Eukaryota, Metazoa, Arthropoda, Insecta, Lepidoptera, Crambidae. The record is from the annotation of a GenBank genome assembly.
CGGCAUCAGCCAGUGCCGCGCGCCGCGUCGUCCCGCUACCACGCAACACGUGCGCCUACCUACCACGCGACACAAUUUACAAACAAUUCGAAUACCGAACAGUGCAUUGUGUAUGUGGAAAAUACUUGUGUGUUAAAUACUUUUCGGAGGGAACUACGAGCCGUUUCUUAUUUUUUUUAAUUUCAACUGGAUAUGAUGGUGCGGUGAUAGGUAUGGGGAGAUCAGCGGUGGCACUGUGGUGCGCACUGGCGCUGGUCGCCCGCGCAGCCGCUUACACCAUAGACUGCAACCCGGAGUAUGCGGACUGCGACACUGAACUUAGUAAAUUAACCGCGGAAGAUGAUGAACUACUAACCCAGAGAGGAUCACCGUCACUUACCAAUGUGGAAAGCACAACCGAUGCGACAACAACAACAUUAGCACCUACACGAUCCACGCCAACAACAGAAAAGGCAACGGAGAAAACGACAGAACGACCAGAAACGACAACUGAGGAAGUUCAAGAUGUCACAGAAUCACACAAACCGCAACCAAGAUUGCUCAAUUUAAAUAUAGACGAAUUACAAACGUUUGCUAACGCAUUGCACAAUCAAACUAUUCACAAAAGUCAAAAGAAACCUUUGACGGAUCUUAGUGAUGUAAAUCUGGAUGAUGACGAAGAUGAUGAUCCUAAGAUGGUUCACGAUACAAAGCCAAAACAGAUUUCGGACAAGUUUUAUACGAAUUUGGAAGCCCCUUUUCAUCCUUUAUUGGGAAUUGAUAGGGGAUCAGGUGAAGUUGAAGUUUGUAAAGAAAACGAAAUUACUUACAAGGUUGGUGAGAAAAUAGACCGCGGCUGCGAGGAGAGCUGUGAGUGCAUGCAGGGGGGCUUGUUUGAGUGUUCGCCCCGCUGCAAGCACCCUUACAUCCGUAGAGGGCGCAGGCUCAACGACCCACUCUGCUUCGAAUCACCGCUAGACGAGUGCUGCUCCAUCAUCGCCUGUGCUACCGGCAACGGAGACGUGAAGCCGACUAAGCUAGAGGUGUGCCGGUACGGUAACGACACGUACCCCGUAGGGGCUCAGUGGCACAUCGGCUGCGAGCAGACCUGCCACUGCGAGAAGAAUUCUGUGGUCACCUGUAAGCCUAGGUGUGAACGGCACCCGCCGUCAGAGAAGUGCAUCAGCGUGCAGGACCCCAGUGACGUGUGCUGCGAGGUUCAAGUGUGCGACGUCUCUCAGGACGUCCACGAGGAACCCGAGAAUGGCACCAGUUCCACCAGCACUACUACUACGGAAGUAAGGAAAAUGUCUAUAAUGCCAAGCUCAUUAGAAGAUAAUCCGCCCAAAAUGCCUAUGAGACCGCUUGUGUUACCUGAACCUAUCGGCUCCGUGAAAGUCCUGCAAAACAACACUGUCCAAGUGAACCUUAUACACAUGAACGACACAGAGGAUCCAAUUCAUCUCCUGCUAAGCAGCGAUAAUGGAAAAACUUUCAAAGAUGUAGAACUGAAAUACUCUAACCUAAUACUGAAUUUGGAAGGUGGCAAAGACUACGUACUGAAGACUAGAGAGACUGGAACUAAAUUUAAUUUCACUAUCACUACAACUGACGCUGGGGCCAACGAAGUGGCGGAUGAGGACGUCGUAACUAAAGUCGGGUGCUAUCACGAUGGGAACUUUUAUGCUGUCGGCCAGGAGUUCCACAUCGGCUGCACGGAGCUAUGCGAGUGCACGGGGCCGGACGAGCGUGAGUGCGCGGCGCUGAUCUGCCCCGCGCACGUGGGGCUCGAGCUGGUGUCCAAGGGCUGCGUGCGGUGGGCCCCCGCGCCCCCCGCGCACCCGCCUGCCUGCUGCCCGCGCGCCGCGCGCUGUCUGAGCAAUGGCACCUGCCAUUAUAAGGGCACGCCUGUGCCCAAUUGGAGCGAAGUACCUAUCGAACUGACGGGAUGCGAACAAAGAUGUUUCUGCGAAAAUGGCGAAUUGGAAUGUCAAGAUACUUGCACUCCGCUGCCUCCCGUGCCUCCGCAGACGUUGCGAUGCCCUCCGAUGCAUCGGCCGGCACCCGUGAAUAUCUCUGAUGAUGACUGUUGUAAGCAGUGGGGUUGUAUACCACUGGGUCAAAAUCCUGAAUCUGACUUCACAACGAACUCACCCCAUACACAACAGCCCAGUUUCCUUCCAACCAUCCCACCGGAGAUUCAUUUCCCUCAAGAAGACCUCUCCGAUUACGACCAGAAUAAUAUCCACAGACCAGUUAAUACUUUACCUGGUCUUCCACCUGGUUUAUCACCUACUGGCCAUGGCCCAUCUACCUUUGGAGACAACAAUAAGAAGUUAUCAGUUAUCUCCUUGCAUUCGGAUUCUCCAACAAGUGUGAUGAUGCUCUUUGGUUUGCCACCUGUAUUGGUUGGCUUAAGAGGAAGCGUCGACCUGAGAUAUACAGAUAAAGCUGACGAAGACGUGUCUCAAUGGUAUUCGCAAGUGUUCGCCCCGGCAGACGAGGUGCUCACCACGGCACGCCUCGAAUUCCGGCUGACGGGACUAAAACCCUCCACCACGUACAAAGUGCGUGGCAAACUCUACCUGCACAACCUCCCCGUUGAGCCCGAGAGCGAAGUGUACACUGUCCGAACGCAGGACUUGCCUACUGUGGCGCCGAUAGAAGAAAAGCGCAGGGAGAUCGACAGCAGACUGACAGUAGUGGAUGUCAACGACACCAGCGCCCACGUCACCUGGAGACACUUCACCGACGAGGAGUUGCAGUACAUUGACGGAAUACAAGUCAGAUACAGGCCAGUUGGCACACCAAUCUACAGCAUGACGGAACUUCUCCAUCCGCGCCGUCGCGGCGCCGGGCUCACGGAAUUGCGCGCCGGCACUGCUUACGAGGCGUCACUAGUGCUGAUGCCGCCGGGCGCCUCCGUCGUAGAACUACACGACCCCGCCGUACUGCGGUUCACCACCGCUCCGACCCACGACCCAUACAACUGGACGGUGACCAUAGAGGCGCGCGCGGUGGGCUCCGAGGCCGCAGAGGUGACGUGGCGCGGGGUGCCGUCGCCCGCGGAGCGCUGGGUGCGCGUGUACCGCGCCGCGCACGCCUGCGGGGACGCACCAGCACCCGCGCCCGCGCCCGCCCCAGGCGCCGGGCCCGUGUCUCCACCCGCACCCGCUCGUAGGGAGCAUGACGAGUUCCGGCUAGCAACGCGCGAUCUACCACCGGCCGUGACGCUAACAGGCCUUCAGCCAGAUACUAGAUGCCGAGUUUGGCUUGAAUUAUUCCUCACGAAUGGUAAAGUGAAGACUAGCAACGUUCUAGAGAUCAACACUAAGUCUUUAGACUCACCUGAACCCAUUGACAAUGAAAUAGAAUCAGCAUCGAUAGCCGGCAGCCGAGGAGAUUCACGAGGAGAUUACUACGGCGCUUUAGUAAUAGUAGGAGUUGUGGCAGCGUUGGGAGCUCUCACGUCAUUACUACUACUGUUAGUGGUUGUUCGUAGGCAUCGUCCCCGUUCAGUGUCAAUCACUCCCGUGCCAACAGCACCACGUGAGUCGUCUCUACCACCUUAUGAUAAUCCUGCGUACAAACUAGAAUUACAGCAAGAAACAAUGGAUCUCUGACAGUUAAGUUCCCGUGGACACACGAAUGGCGUCAACGGGAUCAAUGAACGGAGUGUCGACGUUCAAAAUGGCCGAACAUACAACGAAAUGGGUGUCUAAGCUCACCCUCAUUGUAAAUAAAUAUGACACAGAGACAAAUGGUGAAUAUCAAAAGACAAAAAGUGGAAGUGAAAAAUAGACUUACGUUAAAGUGGUAAAAAUUUCAUGGUAGCAUUUGUUAUCAAUAUGAUACUUAAUUACUUGUUAUAAUUAGAACUGAAUAUUGUAAACUAUUUAUGACUUUUAAUAAUAUUCACACGUGAGCCAUAAUGCCUAUGGAUCGAAUAAGUAAAUGAGUUAUGAACUAACAUACUCAACAUAAACUGUAUAUUUUAUUGUAGUAAGUAAAUGUUUUUGAUUAGUAAUAAAGAGUUUACGAGUUAUGAAACAAGGAAGAAGUGCCUUAAUUAAAAUAGAUUGAUUGCAAAGAAAUUCCUAGUACUUACAUUUCUGUUUGUAAAUAGUGUUAAUAAAAAAGAUAACCUCUAGUAUUGUGCUUUUUUUUUGUAAAAUUUAUUAAUUUGCUCUCUCUAUAUACUUUAUUUGCCACUCCUUGAAGUUAUUUUUCAUUUGUUAAUACUAUUGUAAUAUAGCUUGUAAUUCAUAAGCACUUGUCUUAUUUCCCCAUGUAAUGUUAAAUUUAACAAAACAGGUACGUACUAGCAGUAGUAAUAAAAUGUCAAGGGAAAGGAACAGCAAUUACAAAAACGUCAUUUAAUUCAAAUACAACACCAAAUCACAUUAUAUUUUCUAUAAUUAUAAUAAUAAUAAUACAUUAUAUGUUUUAUAUGAUUGUAUUUUCUUAACGACUAUCCUAACCAUUUGACCUACACAGUUUAUGCCCAUAUUUUUUUAAGAAAAUAAUAAUAUACAUGAUUUUGUUUGGAUAGUAU